Molecule: messenger RNA, 6481 nt
Organism: Dendroctonus ponderosae (mountain pine beetle)
Lineage: Eukaryota; Metazoa; Arthropoda; Insecta; Coleoptera; Curculionidae
Product: activating signal cointegrator 1 complex subunit 3
Exons: 24
Coding region: 78-6353 (2091 amino acids)
Molecular function (GO): nucleic acid binding; ATP hydrolysis activity; ATP binding
Source: RefSeq, a predicted model, not a curated record
GGCAACAUAACCUUGUCGUCUUUAUUUCUGAACAUAACCUAGUUGUUUCAUUGACAUCCGCACUGUUUUGCUGCAGUAUGUUAGAAGUCAGCAGCACCGGCUUUUUCCGGGACUUUCACCGACUGCUGCAGUCGAAGGAGGUCGAGCCUUCGCAUCAGUUUUCCGUGGCCGAGUGCGAGUAUUCGAAAAUCGAGCGCUUCUUUCAAUGUAGUGCGGACUUGGAGACGGCCAAAGGCCUGCUCUAUCUGGCCUACUUGCGCCAGAUGGUGCAACGUCAGGUGGAGAACAGGCGCCAGGACGGCGCCCCGCUGGAUGACCAGGUCUACGAACUGGUCCUCAGGACAUUGAAGGAGUUCAAGCUGCAGCGGCGCUUCAACCGGCAGGGCUUCGCCCGCUUGCCUGCCAGCACUCUGGAGAAAAUCGGCCAGGCGGUAGAGAACGUGGUGGAUCGUCUACCGGAGGGUUACUUUGUGCGGCCCCGCAGGGCCUCGGUGAAAAUGGGCGACCUGGAUCCAGCAGGCCGCCCCAAGCCCGUAAACCCGCUCUUUUACGUGCCCUUGCGCGAGAGCCUGCCCGAAAUCGAGAAAUACCUCAGCAGGACGGACAGCAGCAGCAGCAGGAGGAGGAGGAGCUUUUCGCUGCUCUACACCGAUGAACCGAAAGAGGCUCAAAACUACCCGCUGGAAGCGACGUUCAACGUGUACAAAGCCUCCAUCCCCAACUACACCUACGACCAGUUCAGGCGCAUUGUGGAGGAGGAGCUGGCGUCCGGGCAGGGCGACGACGAAGCGGUCGCCUAUUUCCUGGACACUUUCGGGUGCGCAGUCUUUGAGUUUGUCAGCGAAAUCGUCCGGAACCGGCACGGGCGGAUCGACUUCUCCAAAGCGGCAGUUUCCAGAGGCGUGCCGGCGCUGAACAAGAACACAACCGACGCCGUGAUCGCGGGCACGGUGACGGUGCAGUCGGAGAAAGAGAGCAACCUGCUGAAGAAGUUGCGCAAGAUCGAGAAGAAAGAUCGCGCCAAACUGACCGCGGCCGAACUGGAACAGGCCGAGCUCGAGUACGACGCGGCCCGAAAAGCGCCCAUCUUCAAGCGCCAGGCGCCCACGCGCCUCGAUCCUGAACAGUACCCGCAUGUGCACGACCAGAUGAGGGACCACAUGGUGACCAGCAAGUACGAAGGCGUGGCCAUGUUGCAGCCGGAGAACGCCAUCAAGAAAACCACCAGCGACUACCUGGAGUUCACCAUUCCGGGCGCGAAGAAGGGCGACGUUCCGGACAUGCCCGCGGUGCAGGUGGCCGCCCUCGACCCCAUCGGGCGGCUCGUUUUCAAAGACAUCAAACAGCUGAAUCGCAUCCAAUCGGAGGUGUUUCCGGUCGCUUACCAGACCAAUGAGAACAUGCUGGUGUGCGCGCCCACUGGUGCCGGCAAGACCAACAUCGCCCUGCUGGCCAUCGUCCAUCAGAUUCGCUCGCAUAUGGAGGGCAGCUUGAUCCGGAAGAACGACUUUAAGAUAAUCUACGUGUGCCCCAUGAAGGCGCUCGCCACUGAAAUGGUGGCGAACUUCGGCAAGAAACUGGCCCCGAUCGGCAUCCAUGUGAAAGAGUGCACGGGCGACAUGCAGCUGACCAAAAAAGAGAUUCUGGAGACGCAGAUGUUGGUGACCACGCCCGAGAAGUGGGACGUGAUCACGCGAAAAGGGGCAGUGGACUCCGAGGUGGUGGGGCUGGUGAAGCUGCUGAUAAUCGACGAGGUGCACCUGUUGAACGGGUCCAGAGGCCCGGUGAUCGAGGCGCUGGUGGCCCGCACGCUCCGGCAGGUGGUGAGCAGCCAGAGCAUGAUUCGGAUCGUCGCCCUGUCGGCCACCCUGCCCGGCUACCUGGACGUCGCCCAGUUCCUCAAAGUGAACACGCGAAGCGGGCUGUUUUUCUUCGACAACCGAUACCGGGCGGUGCCGCUCACCACCAGCUUCAUUGGGGCGAAAAAGCGCAACGAAUCCGACAUAAUGGACCUGGUCUGCUACGAGAAGGUCGAGGAGUUUGUGCGCGAGGGCCAUCAGGCAAUGGUGUUUGUCACGUCGAGGAACGCGACGGCUGCGGUGGCGAAGCGCUUGAUCGAGCUGGCGCAGGAAAGGGGCACUUUGCGGCAGUUCGAGCCCGAGAAGGGGGUGCGCGUGAACCGAGCCGGCUACAAGAACAGCGAUCUCGGCUACCUGGUGCCGCAAGGCUUCGGGAUCCAUCAUGCAGGCAUGGUGCGCAGCGAUCGGCUGGAGGUGGAGCAGCUGUUCCGCAGCGGGGAGCUCAAGGUGAUCGUCUGCACCACCACAUUGGCCUGGGGCGUCAACCUGCCCGCGCACGCCGUCAUCAUACGGGGGACGCUCCACUAUGACGCCGCCAAAUCCACGUUCGUCGACAUGGACAUGCUGGAUGUGCAGCAGAUUUUCGGGCGCGCCGGACGGCCCCAAUUCGACACUUCCGGCCACGGCAUCAUCAUCACCAGCAUGGCCAACGUGUCCAACUACAUGGGACUGAUGCUGUCGCAAGUGCCGAUCGAGAGCCAGUUCUUGAACUGUGUGCCCGAUAAUCUGAACGCCGAGAUCGUGCUGGGCACCGUCUCCAACCUGCGCGAGGCCAUGGAGUGGCUGACCAACACCUUCCUCUACUGCCGCAUCCGCAGGAAUCCGCUGGUCUACGGGCUGACGUUUAAGGAGGUGUUCGACGGGCUGCAGUUCAAUCGGUUCCUGCAGACGCAGAUCGACAACGCCGCCGCCACGCUGGAAAAGUCGCAACUGAUCCGGUUCGACCCCAGCUUGGGGGAGCUGCGCCCCACCAACUUCGGGCGCAUCGCCAGCUUCUACUACAUCGCGCACACCACGAUGGCGCUGUUCUACCAGCGCUUCGAGCGCUUCAUGUCUGAGGCCAGUCUGCUCAGGCUGCUGAGCGAGGCCUCAGAGUUCCAGCAGAUCCAGGUGCGCAUGGACGAGGUGCACGAGCUGGACCGGCUGCGCGAGUGCAACGAGCUGGACAUUGAGCUGGACUUCGCCAACGUCACCUCCAAAGUGAUCUGCCUGAUCCAGGCCUACAUCAGUCGGGAGCAAGUGCGCGUCUCCUCCCUGGCGUCGGACACCCAGUACAUCAUCCAGACGGUGGUGCGGCUGGCGCGCGCCCUCUUCGAGAUCGCCAAGGACCGCAACUACGCGCUCCAAGUGUCCAGGACGCUGAAGCUGGCCCAGAUGGUCGAGCAGCAGAUGUGGGACCACAUCCAUCCGCUCAUGCAGUUCAAGGAGCUGGUGCCGCACCUGAGCUCGCAUCGCGCCUCUGAGGUGCUCGGCAUGGGCGUGGAGGACCUGAAGGAGCUGAGUGAGCGCGAACUGGAGAGUCUGUUUCGUGCCAAGCAUGUGGCCGCGCGCGUCAAGCACUUUUGCUCCAUUUUCCCGGUCGUCGAUGUGACGCAUGUGGUCAAGCCCAUCACGGAUGGCGUGAUCCGGGUGACGCUGCUGGUGAGCCCCGCAUUCAAAUGGGACCCGCACAUUCAUGGCAACGUGCAGCACUACUACGCCUGGGUGGAGGACCCCACGCACGACGCCAUCUACCAUAUUGAGUCGUUUGUGGUGACGCGCAAAAUGUGCCAGCCGGGCGCCGAGUCCGUUGAGCUGGUUUUCACAGUGCCGCUCACCAAACCGCUCUCUUUGGAGUACUUCCUGCGGGUGGUCAACAGCCAGUUCAUGCAUUCCGAGGCGUUUUUCGUGAUCGACUUGGACGAGCUGAAGCUGUUCACCUCGGACAGCUUCCAGACGCGCAUGCUGGACCUGCAGCCGCUGCCCAAGCACGUGCUGCGCCACAAGCCGUUCGAGGACCUCUACCCGUUCAGCCAUUUCAACGUGGUGCAGAGCCAAGUGUUCCAUUCGUGCUACCACACGGACACGCCGGUGAUUCUGGGCGCGCCCACCGGCUCCGGAAAGACCAUCGUGGCCGAACUGUGCAUGCUGCGGCUGUUCGCCCACAGCCCCGAUCAGAAGGUGGUGUACAUAGCGCCGAUGAAGGCGUUGGUGCGGGAGCGCACCCUCGAUUGGACGGCCAAGUUUGCCAAGAUCCAGAAAAAGGCCAUCGAAGUGACGGGGGACGUGACGCCGCGCUCCGAUCUGAUCCGCUCGGCGCACAUCAUCAUCACCACGCCGGAAAAGUGGGACGCAAUGAGCCGCAACUGGACCGAGAAGGACUUCGUCAAGCAGGUGGGCCUGAUGGUGAUCGACGAGAUCCAUUUGCUGGGCGAAGACCGGGGGCCCGUGCUCGAGGUGAUCGUCUCCCGCAUGAACUGCAUCAACCGCAAGAAGAACACGAAUGUGCGCAUCAUUGGCCUGUCCACGGCGAUGGCGAAUCCGGGCGAUCUGGCCUAUUGGCUCAACUGCGACAAGCGCGGCCUCUUCAACUUCAGCUCGGCGGUGCGCCCCGUGCCGCUCGAAAUCCAUCUGCAGGGCUUCGACGUGAAGAACUACUGCCCGCGAAUGGCGGCGAUGAAUAAGUCGGUCUUCCAGGCCAUUGGCCAGUAUUCCGGCGACGGCAGCGCCCUGAUUUUCGUGUCGUCGCGCAAGCAAACUCGGAUCACCGGCUACGAGCUGAUGAAGUUCCUGCUGACCGAAGGCAACCCGCAGAAGUGGAUGCACUGCGCCCCCUUCGAGCUGGAGGACGCCAAGGCUCGGCUGGUGGACCAGGACUUGGCCCAGCUGCUCGCUUACGGCAUCGGCAUGCAUCAUGCAGGGCUGUGCGAUUCCGAUCGGAAUCUGGUCGAGCAGCUCUACGUGAGCCAGAAGAUCCAGGUGCUGAUCGCCACCGCCACCCUGGCCUGGGGCGUCAACUUCCCCGCCCGCUUGGUGAUUGUUAAGGGCACGGAGUAUUUCGACCCAGUGACCAAACGCUACGUGGACAUGCCGAUCACCGACGUGAUCCAGAUGUGCGGCCGAGCUGGUCGGCCCCAAUUCGACACCAGCGGCUUCGCCUGCGUGCUGGUGCACGAGUGCAAGAAGAACUUCUACCAGAAGUUCCUGUUCGAGCCGUUUCCGGUCGAAUCCAACCUGUUGGAGUCGCUGCCCGACCACGUGAACGCCGAAAUAGCGAACGGCAACAUUGUCACCAAGGCGCAACUGCUGGAGUUCAUCGAGUCGACGUUCUUUUUCCGCCGCCUGCUGGCCAACCCCGGGUACUACCAGCUGGCGGCCGGCGGCGACCCCUUGGAGUACGUGAGCGAACUAGCCGAUGCAGUGGUAGAAACCUUGAAGCUGCACGAGUGUGUGGCUGUGCAGGAGAACGAGGGGGAAUUCCGGGGCGUUUACGAGCCCACCUUUUUGGGGCUGCUCAGCUGCCAGUACUACCUCUCGUUUAAGAGCGUGCAUUUUCUGAGCGAGCAGAUGGAGCCGGAUUGCUCCUUGGAGGAGCUGCUGCUCCUCGUCUGCCAGGUGGAGGAGUACCGGCUGUUCCCGGUGCGCCACAACGAGGACAACAUCAACAAGGAACUGGCCAGGGAGCUGGAGGUGCGCACGGACUUUGCCUUCGACUCCCCCUGCCUGAAGGUGCUGCUGAUGCUCAAGUGCUACCUGCUGGACGUCAGUCUGCCCAAUCAGGAGUACGUGCUGGACCUGAAGUCCGUGCUGGACCAAAUCGUCCGGAUUGUGCACGCCAUGAUGAACCUGGCGGCCGCUCGCUAUUGGCUGGACUGCACCCUGAAGCUCGCCUACUUGUGCCAGAUGCUCAUCCAGGGCCAACUGGCUGCGCAGUCCAACCUCAUCAUGCUCCCCCACAUCAACGCGGGGAAUUUGAGGCAAAUCAACCAGCGCCUGCAGAGCCUGAUUGAGGCCUCCAACAUGAGCGUGAGUGUGCUGAAGGCGCACCGCCAUCUCUCGGGCGGCAUCCAGGACGUGUUCCAGAGCCUCCUGGGCCAGAAGGCGGCCCUGGAGGUGAUGAGGGCCAUCGGCGACCUGCCGCUGCUCACUGUCCAGAGCAGCGUGGUCCGAGGCGCGCUCGCCUUGGACGUCCAAGCCGACCGGGAUUGCGUCACUGUCCGGGGACAGGAGGCGGGCGCCUACGUGCUGCAGCUGGCGCUGACCAGGGACGGCUCCAGCCGCAUGAGCGUGUCGAGCAAGAAGUUCAACAAGCAAAAGGAGGAGUUCUGGUUCCUGGUGCUGGCGAUGGAGGGCCAGUUGGUGUUUCGCAAGUUCGCGAUGACGAGGCGCAGCAAGCGCUUGGAGGUCCCGGUGCAGCUGCGGCGCGGCGUUUAUAGCUACACGCUGUUUCUGAUGAGCGAUUGCUACAUCGGCAUGGACCAGCAGUUGGUUUACCGGAUGAAAAUCGGCCAGUGAUUUGGGGCGCAUUCGCCAUUUUGUAUGUGAUUGGAGUGACUCCGUGCAAAAAGUUUCGACUCCCAGUCGUCUUCAGGCAAUUGUUUGUUGGGUGAUUUAUGGUUAGAAUAAAGGGAGUUUGGAGGAAA